Molecule: messenger RNA, 1197 nt
Organism: Paraphaeosphaeria sporulosa
Lineage: Eukaryota; Fungi; Ascomycota; Dothideomycetes; Pleosporales; Didymosphaeriaceae
Exons: 4
Coding region: 130-843 (237 amino acids)
Biological process (GO): 'de novo' protein folding
Cellular component (GO): endoplasmic reticulum; endoplasmic reticulum membrane
Source: RefSeq, a predicted model, not a curated record
CUGGCGAAACCGGGCAGCGCCUCUACAACAAUUGCAUUGCACUCCUCCGCACCGCACUGCAAGCCUCUCCACACCUUCGCGCACGGUCUCCGACCAUCCACGCUCGCUACAUCGCCGCAUAGUUGAGAGAUGCGCGCCUCGCUUGCGACACUGCUGCUCGGCGCAGGCCUAGCGGCCGCGCAAGCAUCAUUCGCAGACUUGGUCGGCACCUGGAGCAGCAAGUCGAAUUCGACGCUGACCGGACCGGGCUUCUAUGACCCAACGAACGAUAGAUUCACGGAACCGAAGCACACAGGCAUCUCGUACUCGUUUUCUGCAGAUGGCCACUUCGAAGAAGCAUACUACCGCGCCGUCGCAAAUCCAUCGAACCCACGCUGUCCCAAGGGCAUAAUCCAGUGGCAACACGGAAGCUUUAAGAAGCUCGACAAUGGCUCGCUCGCUCUCGAACCCAUCAAGGACGAUGGACGCCAACUGUACUCGGACCCUUGCACAUACAAAAACUCCAUCUACACGCGAUACAACACCACCGAGUUGUUUGAACGCUAUGAAGUGCUCACAGACGGAUACACGAAGAAGACACGGCUGAACCUCUACAAGUUCGACGGGUCGCCGCUCAUGCCGCUCUACUUGGCCAUGUCACCGCCCCAAAUGCUUCCAACCUCGACCCUCAACCCACUCACCACCUCCACCGCCGGCGCAAAGCCCACCGGCAAGGUCAAGCGCUCCGAUCUCCCUCUCAACGUGCUCAGCAAGCGGACACCCCAGCAACAGCAGGCGGAUCGAUGGUGGUGGUUUGGUGUCUUCCUGACUGCUUCGGGCGGUAUCCUCUACUAUUUUUUCUAAGCAUGAACACACUUGGGAGACGGUUACGUCUGCAACCUGUGUCACAUACUCGGCUUGGACGCCGCGUCCGUUGGCUUGGGUUUUGGCAGGGAUCGAAUAAUGAAGCGACGUUGCAGAUUUUCUAUUGGAAGCAGCCUUUGGACAGCAUCAGCAUUGGGACGGUGACCACGAUUUGGACGUGUCGCCGGCGUUAUUGGGGAUGCGUUGUGAAGAGAUGGAGUUUCGGCGUUUAUAUUACGGGGAGGCUAGACCUGGCACUGCCAUAGGGACGAAGGGAUGUCACGAUCUGUAAGCCUCUAUGCGGGAUAUUUGAAACAAAUAGAAUAAUUACACAUGCAAUGAAGUGGUGCGCUG